AUGACACGUGUUUUUGAAAAGAAUAACUUGGAUUGGAAUAUAUUUUUUGUAAAAACGUGUUUUUGUUGUCUUUUUUCUCGAAAGUUUCUAAAAACAUUUGUCUGGAUUGGCUUAUUGAUCAAAAGCAAUGCAUAUCCAUUAAGUACUGUAAGAGGAGGGGAUCGUAAUAUACAUAAUGGUGGUUCAUCAAAUAAUGGCAAUUCUCCAAAAGGAUGUCGUUUUCCUUUUGAGAAUCCCGAAUUGGCUGCUGUCACCUCAGAUGGUAAUAUUUUUGGUUGGGCAUUGGGAGCUGGUCCUACAUGUUUACCUGGAAGUCACUGUACAUAUUUUUGCAGGAGUGGAUACUUUGCUCAACCAAGUUCAAAAGUAGAUUUCAGUUCUGGUUUUUCGGAAGGUAGAGUUUUUUGUGAUGAAUCCGGUAAUCUUCAGAUACCCUCUGGUUCUCUCUGUGUUGCUGCACCUCAAAAUAUUUAUGUUCUUAAUCUUUUUGAUACAUCAGCUUCAUAUUGUCAAGAGUCUUUUUCAAAUGGUAUUUUUCAGUUAGCAUCUAAUUAUGUCCCUGGGCAUUCAUUUUCUACAAUAGCAGUUCCUUCGCACGUUGGAUCAAGAUCAUCAUCUUAUUACUUUAAUCCACCAGGAUCAGGCAAUGAUUUAUGUACUAUAGGGAGUCGAUUCUCAAAUCAAGGUGCAUGGUCUCCAUAUACGCUUGAGCUGAGCAGUGAUUAUAAGGGAGACCUUUAUCUUAGACUCGGAUGGAAUCCUAGGUAUACACAUGAUAGUUAUUGGAAGGGAGUUUCUCCCAAUUGGGGCAUAAGGCUUGAUUGCGAAGGUCCUAGCUGCGAUCAUAGUCCUUGUUUUAUUGACCCAUCAAUACAUAAUGUCAAUGAAUGUGAAAAUGCUCAACACGGUUAUUCUGACGCUGUUUUUUGUGGAAUAAAGCUAUCUGCGAGAUCAAGGGCAAGGGUAGUCCUAUUUUCGAAAGAUAAUGUCAAUGACGAACAAAGAUUUCUAAGUGCUCUUCCUCGAUUUGAUUUUGAAGACGCUUCAGAUGAUACAUCGCUUACUGAGAAAGCUCAUGUUCCUGAGUCUCAACAUGAAGAAUAUAAGAGUACUGUAGAUGAUACUAAAGUUUCUGAGCAUCAUGAAUCACAUGAGGAAAAAACAAAAGAUGAACAAAAAAGUGAAGAUAAACAGGGAAGCGAAAAAUCAGAACAUACGAACGACAAAAUUGAUAAUUCGGAACAUAGUCAAACCUCAAAAUCAGAUAAUCCCGAAAAUAAAAAAUCAACAUUUAUUGAUUCACUCUCCAAGAUAGAUUUUAGCAGCAUAACUAACCUAGAGCAAUCAAGUUCUGGGUCAGAUUUUAAUAAAUAUAUUUCUAAAUCUAGUGAUAUAACAUUAAUGCUUUUUCACCUUGAGGGAAGUAAAAAUCAACAUAUGCAUGCUUCUGGUUUAUCGUGUCCUUUAUCGAAUCAUGAUAAUGCCAAUUCUUUGUCUGCUAACUCUCCUGAUUCUGUUCUUGAUGAUUGUGGUCCUACGCAUGGUCUUCUUUUCUUAAGUAAACCAGUAAACUCUGGAUAUAAAUUACUUGCAGAUAAAUUUGAAAAUUAUAUGUCCAGGAUAUCUUUAUUAAUACGAGAUGGCAAUUUUCAAACUUUAGAAUUUGAUAUCCCUAAAAACACAGAAGAAUCGAGUCCUGCUAAUAAUGGGACUAAUCAUGAAAACAGUGCUUAUAUCAUGAGAAAUAAUAUUCUAUGGACGUUAAUCACUGUUCUAGGAAUCAUUAUAUUCUUGUAA
Molecule: messenger RNA, 1797 nt
Organism: Pneumocystis jirovecii RU7
Lineage: Eukaryota; Fungi; Ascomycota; Pneumocystomycetes; Pneumocystales; Pneumocystaceae
Exons: 6
Coding region: 1-1797 (598 amino acids)
Source: RefSeq, a predicted model, not a curated record